AGUCAUCGUUGUCACCUUGCCCUGAUGCACACUUAAAUAAGAAUUCAGCUCCUGUGGGGCCACUGCUGGCUCCUAGAGGGAAAAUUUGUCUGAACUGGCAGAGACKGUCGGCAGCUGGUGCUGGGCUGCAGAACAUGGGAAACACUUGCUACGUGAAUGCAGCCCUGCAGUGCCUGACAUACACACCUCCCCUGGCCAACUACAUGCUGUCCCAGGAGCACUGCCAACRCUGUCCUCGUCACAGGGUCUGCAUGCUGUGUGUGAUGCAAGCCCACGUGACACGGGCUCUCCGCCACCCUGGGGAUGUCAUUCGGCCCCUGCCUGCUUUGGUUGAUGGCUUCCACACUUCCCGGCAAGAAGAUGCCAAUGAAUUUCUGCUCUUUACUCUCCAUGCCAUGCAGAAAGCAUGUCUGCGUGGGCACAAGAGGCCGGGUACUCACUCCAAGGACCCUACCCUCAUGCACCAGAUAUUUGGAGGGUGCUGGAGAUCUCAAAUCAAGUGUCUCCACUGCUGUGGCGUUUCAGACACUUUUGACCCCUACCUGGACAUUAUGCUAGACAUCACGGCAGCUCCCAGUGUGCAGCAUGCACUGGAGCACUUGGUGAAGCCUGAGUGGAUGGAAGGGGAGAACGCCUACCAGUGUGGUGUUUGUCAGAAGAAGAGGCCAGCCUGCAAGMCCCUGACCCUGCAGAAGGCACCAAACGUUCUUAUGCUGGUAUUGAAACGGUUCUCAGAUCUCACAGGGGAAAAAAUUGCUAAGCAUGUACACUAUCCUGAGUGUCUUGACAUGCAGCCAUACAUGUCUCAGCAGGGCAGAGGCCCACUGGUGUAUGCCCUCUAUGCUGUGCUGGUCCAUGCCAGGGUGAGUUGUCGCAGUGGACACUACUAUUGUUAUUUAAAAGCUGGCAAUGGCCAGUGGUACAAAAUGGACAAUGCUAAGGUAGUGGCCUGUGACAUURCUUGUGUCCUGAGUCAGCGUGCCUAUGUCCUCUUUUAUGUCCAGAAGAGUGAACUUGAAACUGACAAUGGGAGUGUGUCACUGGGUAGGGAAACAAUAGCGUUUGGGCCUGAGGACACAAUCUUGAGAGCCACYCAAGGAGAGCUCCAAGGAGACUCCUGUAGCAAAGCAGUAGAGCCAGAAGAGCACUUGGUGGAUACAGCUACUGGAGAAAUCACCUUGGAUCAGUGGAAAUUUCUCCACGAACAGAACGGACCAAAGUCUGAAUUCAACCUCAGGAAAGUGGAAUUCACUCUGCCUCCCAAUGUUGUUGUGAUUCACCAGUCAAAACACAGAGAAAAGGAGAACAUAAUGGAUAAGCAGGAAAMAUACAAGCAGAGCAAGGAUACCAAGUACAGCAUAC
Molecule: messenger RNA, 1362 nt
Organism: Urocitellus parryii (Arctic ground squirrel)
Lineage: Eukaryota; Metazoa; Chordata; Mammalia; Rodentia; Sciuridae
Source: RefSeq, a predicted model, not a curated record